This is a messenger RNA of Chiroxiphia lanceolata (lance-tailed manakin), 10767 nucleotides long. RefSeq names its product castor zinc finger 1 (gene CASZ1). The coding region runs from base 991 to 6924 and encodes 1977 amino acids. The record is from RefSeq and is a predicted model, not a curated record. Gene Ontology annotation, cellular component: nucleus. NCBI's taxonomy places the organism in Eukaryota, Metazoa, Chordata, Aves, Passeriformes, Pipridae. The transcript is spliced from 23 exons. Gene Ontology annotation, molecular function: RNA polymerase II transcription regulatory region sequence-specific DNA binding; DNA-binding transcription factor activity, RNA polymerase II-specific. Gene Ontology annotation, biological process: regulation of neuron differentiation; positive regulation of transcription by RNA polymerase II.
GGGGGUUGUUGCUGCUCUGGGCUGGGGCAGUUGAGGACGAGCUGAGGCAGUUGAGGAAAACCUGAAGGUGACCUGGGGCAGUUGAAGGUGACCUGAGGCGGCUGAGGAAGAACUGAGGAAGAGCUGGGGUGCCUGAGGAGGAGCUGAGGCACCUGAGGAAAGGCUCAGGCAGCAAAGGAAGAGCUGAGGCAGAACUGAGGAAUCUGAGGCCUGAAAAUUCAUCUUAUCAGUGUGUGUGGCCUCCAGCCCCUUCAGUGUGUGUGUGCCUCAUCCCCUGCCACCGCCUCACAGGUAUUCGCCAUUCCCUGGUGGAGACCCCUGAGGGAACACCUUCAGGAGCCAGCCCAUGGGAAGCUCACCACAGCGUCACUUUGGGACAACCUGAGGAGAAACUUCUUCCAGAGACACCACUGCUGGUGUCACGCUGUGCUGGUGAUAUCUGGGAGAGAUUUGGCUGCCACCAAGGACUGUGUGGCACCGGCAGCCAUUCCAGGAGUCCUGGGAAAGCAGCUCUGUGUCUCUGCUCCUGCACCAGCAAUGGAUGCACUGGGCUGCAGCUUGGCCACGCUCUGAACAUUUGCUGUACUGCACUCCAGAUGUGGCUGCCUCUCACAGACAGGGCAAAGAGACUUCACCAAGUGAAGGGAGGCCAUCAAAUUCACACUGUCUUCAUCUGAGACCACCUCCAAAACAAAGAACCUGACUUCUCUCCUUGCUUUGUACACUGGAAUGGACCUUGAAGCCUGUGACUUCUCAGUGCAAGAAUGAAGUGAAUUUAGAGCUAAAAACGAGGCAAGAAACCAGGCCUUGAAAUCUCCGAAAGGUAGGAGAGACUUCAGACUGCAAUGGGCAGUUACUGGCAUUGCUGUAGAGACAUCCUGAACGACGUGUUGGAAAAGGAAGUGCACAGGACAGUCUUUCUGCAUUGUGAACAUGUGUGAGACCCCCAUGCAAAGCUGUGCUCUGUUCUGACUCCAAGUCUCCUCAGACAUGGCCGAGGAAAAUGCACCUGAAAGAACUAUAUGCACUGACGCAGCCUCAGGAAAACCCACAAUGGCUGCCAAGCGCAAAGGCGGCCUGAAGCUAAAUGCCAUCUGUGCCAAGCUGAGCCGCCAGGUCGUCUUCGACCACGGGGGAGCCGAGCAGGCGCGCGCCGACAAGGGGCCGCAGCGGGACAGCGGCAACAAGGACCUGCCUCAGCCCGGCACCAAGGAGCUGGGGACAGAGUUCUCAGAUGGACUCAGCCGCGUGCAGAAGAUCGAGGAGGACAAAAGGAGGGAGGUGAUUGAGAAGUGGGUGAACGGGGAGUACAACGAGGAGCCCUUGCUGGGGCGAGUGGAGGGCAAGGAAUGUAAGGGCGCCGAGAGCGCGGAGGUGCCCCCAGAAGGGGUUUACAUGGUGCAGCCCAAGGGCUGCAGCGACGAGGAAGAUAAUGGGGACGAGGCAGAUGCUCUGAGGGGCUCGCAGGAUGGCAACUUCUUGGACGACAGGGAUUCAGAUGGGCCAGCCUUGAAGGAUGAUGCCUACCGGUCCUCCAGUGGUGAGCCAGGCUCCAAGCUGGGGGCAGGAACCACCUCAGGGGAAGCGUCGUCGCUGCAGGAUUACGCCGCCACCACCAUGAACGAGUUCCUGGGCAUGUUCGGCUACGACGACCAGAACAUGCGGGACGAGCUGGCCCGCAAGAUCAGCUUCGACAAGCUGAACGCCGCUACCUCAGAGGCCGCCGCCGCCGCCGCGCUGCCCGGCGAGGACGCCAUGAGCAAACGCGCCCGCUUCUCCAAGUACGAGGAGUACAUCCGCAAGCUGAAGGCCGGGGAGCAGCUCUCGUGGCCCAUGCACUUGGCCAAGUCCGAGGAGCUGGGCCCCAAGCUGGGCAAAGAACCUUCCUCGGUGCUGGCGCAGCCCAUUCGGGUGCCGGGUCCAGACGCCUCCCUGCUGACGGAGACCAAAGCCACCAUCCUACCACUGCCCUCUCCCAGCAGCUCCCAGAUGCAGGGCCUGAUGUCACGGGCCUCCAAGUACGACUUCUUCAUUCAGAAGCUGAAGACGGGUGAGAGCAUCAGGCCACAAAACGGCAACACGUACAAGAAGGCCUCCAAGUAUGACCUUGAAAACGUCAAGUACUUGCACCUUUUCAAGCCUGGAGAAGGAAGCCCAGAUAUGGGAGGAGCCAUCGCCUUCAAGACAGGCAAGGUAGGCCGGCCUUCCAAGUAUGAUGUGAGGAACAUUCAGAAGCUUACUCCAGUAAAAGCUCCAGCUCCCAGCCUGGCCCCUGCUCCCCUCGCCAGCACCCCCAGCAGCACUCCCGUGGCCGGGCCAGAGCAGUCCGUCUCAUUGCCAUUCAACACUCCCGAGUACCUGAAAUCAACCUUCUCCAAGACAGACUCCAUCACAACUGGAACAGUCUCUACAGUAAAGAAUGGAUUACCCACUGACAAACCAGCCGUCAGCGAAGAUGUAAAUAUUUACCAGAAGUAUAUUGCCAGGUUCUCGGGCAGCCAGCACUGUGGGCACAUACACUGUGCAUACCAGUACAGAGAACAUUACCACUGCCUCGACCCUGAGUGCAACUACCAGAGAUUCACCAGUAAACAGGAUGUGAUCCGGCACUACAACAUGCACAAGAAGCGGGAUAACUCCCUGCAGCACGGCUUCAUGCGCUUCAGCCCCCUGGACGACUGCAGCGUGUACUACCACGGCUGCCACCUCAACGGCAAGAGCACACACUACCACUGCAUGCAGGUGGGCUGUAACAAGGUCUACACGAGCACCUCUGACGUGAUGACCCACGAGAACUUCCACAAGAAGAACACUCAGCUCAUCAACGACGGGUUCCAGCGGUUCCGCGCCACGGAGGACUGUGGCACUGUGGAGUGCCAGUUCUAUGGGCAGAAAACCACUCACUUUCACUGCAGGAGACCUGGGUGCACAUUCACCUUCAAGAACAAGUGUGACAUUGAGAAGCACAAGAGCUACCACAUCAAAGAUGAUGCCUAUGCCAAGGAUGGCUUCAAGAAGUUCUACAAGUACGAGGAAUGCAAGUAUGAGGGCUGUGUCUACAGCAAGGCCACCAACCACUUCCACUGCAUCAGGGCAGGCUGUGGCUUCACCUUCACCUCCACCAGCCAGAUGACCUCCCACAAACGCAAACACGAGCGCCGGCACAUCCGGAGCUCGGGAGUGCUGGGCCUGCCUGCCUCUCUCCUGGGCUCCAAGGACAACGAGCAGGAGGAGUCCAGUAACGACGACCUCAUUGACUUCUCUGCCAUGAGCUCCAAGAACUCCAGCCUGAGUGCCUCCCCGACCAGCCAACAGUCUUCCGUGUCUCUCAUCGUCCCGGCCGCGCCCUCCUCUGCGGCCGAGCUCGCUUCCUCACAGGCCACCAAGGCUGCCAACAGCAUGACACCAGCCACCAAGAUCUCUGGCCUGCUCUCCCAGGCUCUUCCCAGCAAUAUACCCUUGGCCCUGGCACUCUCCAACUCAGCACUUCCUGGGACAGCUGGAUCCUUCUUCCCCAUCAUCCCCAGUCGGGUCUCUACACCACUGCCUGCCAGCUCGGCUAAUCUGAUGACUGCUGGUUCUUCUGGCGCCAAUCCAACAUCAUCUGCUCCUACAGAUUCCUCAUCCCAGGCAGUCUCAGGAUCUGGUGAGCCAGCGACUACUUCCUCUCCAGCUCCAGCAGCAUCUAUAAUGGAAAGGAUCUCUGCUAGCAAGGGAUUAAUCUCUCCUAUGAUGGCCAGGCUGGCAGCAGCUGCACUCAAGCCCUCUGUGGCACUUGAAGCAGGGAAUGGACAACCAGCAGCUCCCGGACGGUUCAAUCCAGUCCAGGUGAAGCAGGAACCUGCGGAGGCCAUGGGAUCAUCAUCUGCCACCAGUCAGGACUCCCUGCAGGAGCACAGCUUGGACCUGAGCGUCAAGGAUCACGGUAAUGAAUCAAAUGGCCACACAGUCUCGGCAAAUUCAUCUCUUUUAUCCUCGCUUAUGAAUAAGAUGUCCAAGACCAGUGCCAGCCUUGGCAACCUGCUGAACAUUAAGACAGAAGGUGAUGGCAGCCAGGCUGGGGCUGGGGAGCCAACCCAGUACUUGGGCAAGGCAGUGAAGGCCCUUGUCCAGGAGAAGCUCUCUGAGCCGUGGAAGAUGUACCUGCGCCGGUUUGGCACCAAGGAUUUCUGUGAUGCCCAGUGUGACUUCCUGCACAAGGUGCAUUUCCACUGCGUGGUGGAGGAAUGUGGGGCCCUGUUCAGCACCCUGGAUGGAGCCAUCAAACACGCCAAUUUUCACUUCCGAACUGAGGGUGGAACUGUGAAAAGUAACUCUGAGUCUCCCUUCUCAACCACUACUGAGAAUAAAGCUUCACUGGCCCCUUCAUCACCAUCUGCUACUUCUGCCACCAUGGCAAGUGCUCCUGCCCUCGACGUGCCCACUCCAAGUCCAGCUGCUGUGCCCUCUGCCCCCACACUGCUGGCUUGGAAGCAGCUGGCUUCCACUAUACCCCAGAUGCCUCAGAUCCCAGCAUCAGUGCCUAACCUGGCAGCUUCACCCUUGGCAACGACUUCCCUGGAGAACGCCAAGCCUCAGGUCAAACCCGGAUUUCUCCAGUUCCAGGAGAAUGAUCCCUGCCUGGCAACAGACUGCAAGUACGCCAACAAAUUCCACUUCCACUGUCUCUUUGGGAACUGCAAGUAUGUGUGCAAAACCUCUGGCAAAGCAGAAUCCCACUGCCUGGACCACAUCAACCCCAACAACAACCUGGUGAACGUGCGAGACCAGUUUGCUUAUUACUCCCUGCAGUGUCUCUGUCCCAACCAGCACUGUGAAUUCCGGAUGCGAGGGCAUUACCACUGUCUGCGUCCUGGCUGCUACUUCGUGACAAACAUCACCACCAAGCUGCCCUGGCACGUGAAGAAACACGAGAAGGCAGAGAGGAGGGCAGCCAACGGCUUCAAGUAUUUUACCAAGAGGGAAGAAUGUGGCAGAUUGGGUUGCAAAUACAACCAGGUGAACAGUCACUUCCACUGCAUCCGAGAGGGCUGCCAGUUCUCCUUCCUGCUCAAGCACCAAAUGACAUCCCACGCCAGAAAGCACAUGAGGAGGAUGCUGGGGAAGAACUUCGAUCGCGUUCCCACUCAGGUUAUUGGCCACACUCCAAGAAAUGAGAAUCUCCCCCAGGUUGGCAGCAUGGCACCCAGCCCAGCCUCAUCAGGAACCCCAGCUUCCUUCCAGGGACCCCCCAGCAUGAUGGACACGGAAACAGAUGAGUACAUGGAUUACACUGGCUGUAGCCCUGGGGGGAUCUCCUCGGAAUCCUCCAACAUGGACCGCAGCUGCUCCAGCACUCCAGUGGGCAAUGAAAGUACAUCAGCAGGCUGCCUGGUUCCUUCUACUGCUACUGCUGCUGCCGACGAUGCCCACACUGCACCACAACCUCCACCACCAUCUCUGCCUCCAUCUUUCUCACAAGCCCUGCUUAGGUCUCCCCUCCCCACCCUGCCCUAUCUCUUCUCUCCAUCUUGUCUCUCGUACUCCCUGCUCAGUGCCACUCUGGGAGCCAGCAGAGGCAUUGUCAUGCCUGCCGCCAGCACCGCUGGGUUCUCGCCCAUCAUUGCCACUCCAACUCCAGUAAAAAGUGACGUUCCCUUAGUGCAGGAUGCAGCAGGGAACACCAUCACUAUGCCAACUGCCUCGGGGGCCAAAAAGCGCUUCUGGAUCAUCGAGGACAUGUCCCCGUUCGGGAAGCGCCGCAAGACCGCGUCCUCCCGCAAGAUGCUGGAUGAGGGGAUGAUGCUGGAGGGAUUCCGGCGCUACGACCUCUACGAGGACUGCAAGGACUCCAGCUGCCAGUUCUCCCUCAAGGUGACCCACUACCACUGCACGCGGGAGAACUGCGGCUACAAGUUCUGCGGCCGCACCCACAUGUACAAGCACGCGCAGCACCACGACCGCGUCGACAACCUGGUGUUGGAUGAUUUCAAACGCUUCAAGUCUUCGCUGAGCUGUAACUUCCCAGACUGUCAGUUCUCUGGCAAUAGCACACACUUCCACUGUCUGCGCUGCGGCUUCCGCUGCACUGACAGCACCAAGGUGACGGCUCACCGCAAGCACCACGGCAAGCAGGACGUCAUCAGCGCCGCGGGCUUCUGCCAGUUCAGCUCCAGCGUGGACUGCGAGGUGCCCGACUGCAAGUACAAACUCAAGUGCUCCCACUUCCACUGCACCUACCCUGGCUGCAAACACACGGUGGUGGGCAUGUCACAGAUGGACUCGCACAAGCGCAAGCACGAGAAGCAGGAGCGGGGGGAGCUGCCUGCCAUCUCCCCCGGCCCCGAGGGCCUCGCCCACUCCACCCUCGAGUAUGACAUCCAGAACUCUUCCAUCAACCUGGACAGCUCCCUCAACCUCAGCACUGACAACAACAGCUCCCUCUUCUUCCUGCAGAACGCGGCCGGCGUGGGCCUCAACGACUCCCUGGACCUCAGCAAGAAACAGGCAGAGGCCACCGAGGGCCCGUCCCCGAGCAGAGCCGGGACCGCGGCCCAGGAGAGGGGCCCGGGGGCAUCGGGCUCUGGUGAUGUGGAGGACGAGGAUGACUCUUCCCAAGAGGAUGAAGAGGAUGAUGAGGAGGAGAUGAAUGAAGAAGAGGAGGAUGACGAAGAGGAGGAUGAUGAUGAUGACGACGAGGAGGACGAUGAAGAGGAAGACCUGAACACGGAUUCUGAAGAAUCGCUGCCUGACCCUGAAGGCCUGGCCACUAAAGAAGAUGGAGAACCAGAGGAGGCUGCUUCUUCCACAGACCAUGGCGAUGCUUCCAGGCCACAGGGCGAGCCAGCCCUCACUCCAGCCCCAGCUCCUGCUCCUGCUCCUGCUCCAGCUCCAGCUCCAGCUACUGCCCCAGCCUCCACCACUGCUCCAGCAGCUUCUCCUUAAUCCAAGAAACAACGACGGCAGUGGUUUGGUUUUGCUCUUACACAGAAUUACUAAGAGGACCCUAUGUGAGGCGAGAACAAAGAUUGGGAUGGCAAAUGAAAAAACAAACUCCGUGCCACACACACGAGAGAGAGGAAGGAAGGAAACCCCUGCUCCUCCCCAGGCCCCAUAAGAGAUCGGUUUGCAGCAGGACUGGUGCUGCCUCAUCCAUUCUACAGAUCCCGGAACAGGGGGCAGGAUGCAGCAAAAAAUACCCUUUAUAUGGACAUGAACCUUGAGGGUACCCGCUGCUCUUCCCUGCUCCCUGCAUGGUGCGUGGGGCCUGUGCCCAUCUGGGGACCCUUUGUUAUGGGUGGGGCUCUAUCCCCCCAAUUUUCUUUCUGGGUUUUAUUUUUCCAUGUUUUCAGUUGUACGAUAAUAAUAAUAAUCUCCACUUCUUGGAGGGGGGUGGGUGGGAACAACAGGUAAUGAAUUUUAGAGAUAUAUAUUUGUGUGUGUGUCUCUCUAUAUAUAAUGUACACACACACACACAUAUAUAAAAUUCAAGGAAUUGGUGUCACAGAGACAAGUAGCUCAGCUUUUGCCAGUGGGAAGGAGGGGUGAGGGGUGUGCUCUCUCUCCACCCCUCCCCCUUCUUUCUCCAGCAUUAAAUGAAUGGCAUCAGACAACCAGGGUGGGAGUGGGUAUUUAUUGUCACAUAAAUGAGGACGCAUUAAUGAACGAGCAGGGGUGGGAACGGGACACUCCUCUGUUCUUCCAGAUCCUUUUUACUGUUAAUGAUAAUAAUUUUGAAAGCUAUUUAUAUUGUAAAACUUUCUCAGUCUACACUUUCUCUGUAGGACACCUCUCCUCAUCCCUGCCGCUCUGCCUGUAGGGAUUUAGCUGAAGUAACCUGGGAAGAACACAGCAGGCAGUCACAGGGUCUGUCACACUGGAGGACUGGGGUUAAUCCGCCAUCCAGUUCCAUCUCAUCCCAACCCCCAGGUGCUUCCUCUCUGCUGAGGGCGAGGCGUUUUUGUGGUGCUUCAGUAUCCCCAUCUCAGGAGGUUGUGAGCUUCCCUGUCCCACAGGGAGCACCGUGCUCAGAGGAGCGUCCAGGCUCUGCCCCGAGCGCUGGCACCAGGACAGGAAUGUCCCGUGCCCAGCCCUGUCCCCAGCCUGGCACCAGGACAGGACAGACACGGAGCUCUGGUGACUCUGGGAGAGGCCGAGGCAGCGCUGCCGAGGCAGGAGGAGGCAGGACAGGCCCGGGGUCCGCGGUGGGUGUCCUGCUCGGCCCUGGGCGGGAGGGGACACGCCUGUCCCGCUGCAGCCCCCGGGCAGCGCUGGGGAGGUGCCGAGCGGGAGCGGCCGCAGGGCCGGGGCCACGCGGAGAACUCGGACAGGGAGGGCCGGGGGCUCGGGCACUGCGGGAGCAAAUGCACCUACACUGUGGGACCUGCCACCUCCAGCAGCUCGGGCUUGUCCCUGCUCCAAGCUCUUCCCUGCUCUCCCUUCCUAGCCUGGUCUGGGAACACACACUACAGGACACUGUCCCGGACUCCGGCAGGUGAGCCAGUGGCUGUUUGACCCCAAAUCCUUGCCUGAGCCUGAGGGCUUGUCUACACACACCAGGGCUCCAGAAGGACUAGUAUGAAUUAAUUCUGAUAAUAGUUAUUUCGGUGCCAGUUUUAAGUAUACCAGCCUAGUCUGAGCUUUGUCCCUUUUUAAAAAAAAAAACACCCUAAUUAUUUUUUUCUCAUGCCAUACAGGCGCCCUCUCCCCUCCUCAGCUCUACGAGCCCUUCAGCUCCAAGGGAUCCCCGGGAUUUGUUUUCACUCUGAACAGAUAAAGGCCUCAAGAAGUUUAGGUUGCGUUGGUUUUUUGUUUUGUUUUGGUUUUUUUUAAUUAUUUCCCUAAGGAACUGGUGCAGAUCAGGUCUGAUUUAUAAACAAGCAGCUCAGCUGUGUAAAUGUGGGGACAGAAUGUUCAGAUAAUGUUUCAAAAGGAAAGGCAAAAAAAAAAAAAAAGUUGUACAGUAUUUUUCCUGUAAAGGUUAUUACUAUAUAUAGAACAAAAGAGAAACCACCAAUGCCAGGGGGAUGAGGGGGGGUCACCUGCCUUCUGGAUAGCCCUUAGAUAUGGUUAAUUGUGUGCAAUUUUUUUUUUCUCCUUUUUUUUUUUUUUUUAUUUUUUUCUCUCUCCUUCAAUGUAGUGUUUGUUUGUAGGGGGUGGCAGGGGAGGGGGGGGCCUUAACGCUGCGGUUUGAGGCUGACUUGACACUCCCAGCACUGACCGGAGCUGCACGGUUCCGAAUUCUAACUUGAAUUUUGUAGAGAUGAAACAAAUGAAAAAAAAAAAAAAAGAAAAAAACGAAAACAAAUGAAAUAUUGUUAUUACUAGUUUGUAGUUUAUUUAAUUCUUUGGAGUUCUUUUCCUCUAUCAGCUAUUUGUGUGGCUUUUAUUUUUAUAGGGGUUUUUUUUUUUGUUUGUUUGUUUUUGUUUUGUUUGGUAUAUCCCCUGCCCUCAGCUGUGUGUUUCCUAGCACAACCUGAUUCCUGAAUAGAAUGAAGCUCAUGUUCCUGGGGCAGAGUGAUGGAAUGAUGCCCUGGAAUUUCUCAAAAUGGGAUGGGGCAGAAAAAUAUUUAACUUUACCAGCAUUUGCUGCAGGUUCUGUACUUGUACAUUUUCCCCAUGUCCAAUACUUAGAUAGGAUGGUGAUGGGCUCCAGGAGGAAUCCUUGGAUGUAACACAAAGUCACAUCUUGCAAAGCAGAUGUGAUGAUUUUGUACCACUGAAACACAGGAUGUCUGUCAGUGACUGUGGGAGCAGCACCGAGCCCUGCCCGGUGCCAGGGCCAGCGCGGGGCUCCCUUGGGCCACUCGUGUCCUUGGGGACAGACGGGCCCUGUCCCUGCUGCCGGGAGCUGGGAACCUGCACCAGGACACAGCGUUGUACCUCUCCCCUUUCAUAUCUCACCAGACUCCAGGAGUCACUGCACAGCAGUGGGGAAAGCAGGAAAGCAGAAGUGUGUGGAGAGAGGGGGUGACGUGUCCAGCAGCUCUGCCUGGCGUUGGCCAGGACACAUCCCGGGGGCAGGAGCGGGCCGGGAUCCGCCGGGAUGGGCCCGGUGUCACACGUCCUUCUGUGGGGCCCAGCGUGCCACAAGGGCCUGUGUUUAUCUAUGCACACCAUUUUCUCCCCCAAGGCGCCCUUACUUCUCCCUGAUAUCUCAGCCCUUCUCCCAAAGUUCUGUCCCCUCUUCUCCGGGAGCUGGCACAGGGAACAAGAGUUCUUUCCCCCCAGGCUGCUGCUCCAGGUGGCCCCUGGGCAGGGUCAGGUGCCCUGGCAGGACAGUGGCCACCGGCCGGGCCGGCCCCAGAGCAUCCUCCUCCUGCUCCUGUAACUCUUACACCGUCUCUGUUCGCAACAACAACAACAACAAGUCAACAAGGUUAAACCCGACUUUUUAUUCUGCCAUGUCCAGGCUUUAAUUCAGCAAAACCCUUAAGCAGAUGACUCUGAGCGGGCCCAGGUUUAAGCCUGAGCUUAAGUGCUUUUCUGAACCAGGGCCUCAGCAGCCCAAGGACCCCGUCAGAGCAGGCGUUUGUCACUCCAAGCUCUCGUAUCAGUGGGACUGUCAAUGCUGUUGAAAUAAUGUGCUUAAAGAAUGACCAGAGAAAGAGAGGGAGAUUCAACUGACUCUGUGAGGAGGGGAAAGAGGAGAGAGGAAACGGAACUGUUCUGUCCAAAACAAGAUAAAAAAACCAAACAAAAUAAACCUUGAGAUGGACCCUCCUGAUUCUGCUACCAUUCACUGCUGAAGAGCAAAAAAAAAAAAAAAAAAAAGAAACAAAAACUAUU